AUGCCUGACAUCAAAUCCCUGCUCUUUCCAUCAUGUUCCAGUGCCUCUGAAAUGCUCAGCUUUACAACCAUGACACCAACAAGUUGCUGUGAGGGUUUGAACAUGAGUACCCAGCCACACACAGUGACCAAGGCAGAGAUACCUGGCCACAUUCUUUACACCGUAGGAACAUGUGUGCUCAUUAUUGGCUCCAUUGGCAUAAUUGGAAACCUCCUAGUCCUCUACGCAUUUUACAGCAACAAGAAGCUGAGGACUCCCCAAAACUACUUUAUAAUGAAUUUAGCUGUGAGCGACUUCCUGAUGUCGGCUUCUCAGGCACCCAUAUGCUUUGUCAACAGCUUGCACAGAGAAUGGAUACUUGGAGACAUAGGCUGUAACUUGUAUGCUUUCUGUGGGGCUCUCUUUGGGAUAACCUCGAUGAUGACUCUGUUGGCUAUCACUGUUGACCGCUACCUGGUGAUCACAAAGCCCCUGCAGUCCAUCCAGUGGACUUCCAAAAGACGCACAGUGCAGAUCAUCGCCGUGGUGUGGCUCUACUCACUGGGAUGGAGUGUGGCUCCACUCCUCGGCUGGAGUUCCUAUGUGCCUGAGGGCUUGAUGAUAUCCUGUACAUGGGACUAUGUAACCUACUCCCCUGCAAACAGAAGCUACACUAUGAUUUUAUGCUGCUGCGUGUUUUUUAUCCCCCUGGUAAUAAUAUUCCACUGCUAUUUAUCGAUGUUCCUGGCCAUAAGGCGUACUGGCAGAGAUGUUCAAAAGCUGGGGUCCUGCAGCCAGAAAUCCUACCUCUCUCAGUCCAUCAAGAAUGAGUGGAAGCUGGCAAAAAUUGCUUUUGUGGUCAUCAUUGUGUUUGUCUUGUCCUGGUCUCCAUAUGCUUGUGUCACCUUGAUUGCCUGGGCAGGUCAAGGCAACAGCCUAACACCAUAUUCCAAAUCUGUGCCAGCAGUUAUUGCCAAAGCUUCUGCAAUCUACAACCCCAUCAUAUAUGCAAUAAUUCACCCAAGAUACAGAAAAACCAUCCACCAAGCUGUUCCCUGCUUGAGGUUCCUGAUUCGAAUAUCAAAGAAUGACCUUCUGAGGGGAUCCAUAAAUGAGUCAUCAUUCAGGACCUCUCUCUACAGCCACCACUCUCUUGCUGGCAAGACCAAGAGCACUUGUGUUUCCUCCAUUUCUGCUGGAGAAGCUACCUGGAGCAAUGUAGAGCUCGACCCUGUAGAGCCAGCUCAAGAAAAACUGAAACCUCACCGAAGUCAUUCUUUCUCCACAAGUCUGAGACAAGAGAAGAGAGACCUGCUCCCAAAGACCUGCAGCUACGAUGCAGCCACUGCCCAAAAGGUUUCACUCUCCUCCAGCUGUUUGGAAAAGGUGCUUGGACAGCCUGUCCUACCCAGUCCUUCUGCAGGAUGCAUGACCAGCUCCCUGAGAGCAACUUCUCUGCCUGUCAGAUUGAAUAGCAGCAGUGUCACUAGUGGAGACUCAAGUACUUCCCAUAUGGCAACUCAAGGAAAUCAAGGGAAUGGAGUUGUGGAUUCUCUCAUUAGCAAUGCAGUCCCUCGCAUCAUCAUCAUUCCUACCUCAGAGACCAAUCUGUUUCAGGAAGAACUGGAAGAGGAAGAGACUGAAUUAUUCCACUUUCAUGACAAAAAGGGCAAUCUGCUGGACUUGGAAGGGCUUAGCUCAUCCAUGGAGUUCCUUGAAGCUGUUGAGAAAUUUCUAUCCUAAGUUUGCCAAAAGAAAACUUUCUGGUAAUUAUUUUCUUGGCAUCUUCUCCACUUAAUUAUACCAAAUAACUGAAGCCUUGUAGGUUAGAUCAUCAGAUUUUUUUUUUUUUUUUUGUAUCUUUAUAUAGCAGUCACUAGG
Molecule: messenger RNA, 1860 nt
Organism: Vidua macroura (Pin-tailed whydah)
Lineage: Eukaryota; Metazoa; Chordata; Aves; Passeriformes; Viduidae
Product: melanopsin-like
Exons: 10
Coding region: 1-1722 (573 amino acids)
Biological process (GO): visual perception; G protein-coupled receptor signaling pathway
Cellular component (GO): membrane
Molecular function (GO): G protein-coupled receptor activity
Source: RefSeq, a predicted model, not a curated record